AUGCCUGCAAUUCGUGGUGCAAACUCCAAGAAGAAGACCCGAAGAUCAACUCGAGGCCUGGAUCAAGUGCAUGCCGACGUUGCAUCGAAGAAGCAUCUACAGCAACACCUCGACACGCACGCUCCCGAGGAUCUGCCCGGCUUCGGCCAGCAUUACUGUGUCGAGUGUGCCAAAUUCUUCGAGUCACAGACGAACCUCGACAAGCACACCAAGGGCAAGCCUCACAAGAGGCGCUUAAGACAGCUAAAGGACGAGCCGUACAGUCAGAAGGAAGCCGAAGCUGCUGCUGGUCUGACUACCGACAAUGGCAGGAAGGUGGAGGAAAGUGAGAUGGUUGACGUGGGUGACGAGUACCACGCUGAGUUUCGCAAACCUCUGGCCAUAUUCGCAGCCGUCGGGGGCGAAUGA
Saxophila tyrrhenica is the source of this 408-nucleotide messenger RNA. RefSeq lists its product as uncharacterized. The transcript is spliced from 2 exons. Gene Ontology annotation, molecular function: zinc ion binding; nucleic acid binding. Bases 1 to 408 code for a protein of 135 amino acids. Lineage: Eukaryota; Fungi; Ascomycota; Dothideomycetes; Mycosphaerellales; Extremaceae. The record is from RefSeq and is a predicted model, not a curated record.